CGGCUCACAGCAAAGAGAGCUGUGUCCUGUGGAGGGGAACUUCGGGCUGCUCCGGGUGUGGCUUCAAACGUGAGAAAUCUCCAAGAAUGCGCUAGCAGACGUGCGGACUUUAACGAGGCGAACAGACCACCGCGGGACAAGUUUUAUUGAUCGUGAAUACCUGAAGCGCGCACUGGGAACCAUGGGUUGUACGGUCAGUCAGGAAGACAAGGCAGCGGCGGAGCGGUCGAAAAUGAUUGACAAAAACUUACGAGAGGAUGGUGAAAAAGCGGCGAGGGAAGUGAAGCUGCUGCUGCUCGGUGCUGGAGAGUCGGGCAAGAGCACCAUUGUGAAGCAGAUGAAGAUUAUCCACGAGGAUGGCUACUCAGAGGAGGAGUGCAAACAGUACAAAGCUGUGGUCUACAGUAACACCAUCCAGUCCAUCGUCACCAUCCUCAAAGCCAUGGACCACCUCAAGAUCAGCUACGAGGAUCCGGCCAGAGCGGACGAUGCGCGGCAGUUGUUUGCUCUCUCCUCCACAGCAGAGGAGCAGGGGUCCAUGCCUGAGGAACUGGCCAACGUCAUCAAGCGUCUUUGGGCUGAUGGUGGCGUGCAGAGCUGCUUCACACGGGCCAGAGAGUACCAGGUCAACGACUCCGCUCCAUAUUACCUGAAUGACCUGGAGAGGAUAUCCAGACCGGACUACAUCCCCACACAGCAGGACGUGCUCAGGACCAGAGUGAAGACCACAGGCAUCGUAGAGACUCACUUCACCUUCAAAGACCUGCACUUCAAGAUGUUUGAUGUUGGCGGUCAGCGUUCAGAGAGGAAGAAGUGGAUCCACUGUUUUGAAGGAGUCACCGCCAUAAUAUUCUGUGUGGCCAUGAGCGCGUAUGACCUGGUGCUGGCAGAGGAUGAGGAGAUGAACCGUAUGCACGAGAGCAUGAAGCUGUUUGACUCCAUCUGUAACAACAAGUGGUUCACCGAGACGUCCAUCAUCCUGUUCCUCAACAAGAAGGACCUGUUUGAGAAGAAAAUCCAGCACAGCCCUCUGACCAUCUGCUUCCCUGAGUACACUGGCCCCAACACCUAUGAGGAUGCCCAGGCCUACAUCCAGGCCAAGUUCAUGGAUCUGAACCGGAGGAAGGACACAAAGGAGAUCUACCCUCACUUCACCUGCGCCACAGACACCAAGAACGUGCAGUUUGUGUUCGACGCUGUCACCGACGUCAUCAUCAAGAACAACCUGAAGGACUGCGGACUCUUCUAACGCUCCACACAAGCACAGAUUACUUGAACAGUUGAUAUUGAUGGGGAAACCGUGCACUGGCUCCAGCUCCGAUCUCCACUUUUUCUAAACAGACUGAGACCAAUCCUGCACCACACACAUUUAAGACCAUAUUUUAUUAUUUUAUUCUUUAUUUCUUGAGUGAGAGGAAGGAUUUUAUAUAUACCGUACAUUCAUUUUACCUUUACCUUGAUGUGCAAAUUAUUCUACUUUUAAUCAUGUUAUUUUUAAAAAGAGAACGACGAUGUGCAGAUAUGGGACAUUGUAACAUUUCAAUGAAAUAUUCAUGUGUUUUUAUAUAAUGUUUACAAAAAAUCAUAGUUGACCAUAUUGUAUUGUGCAUAAUGGAAAUUGGAACAGCCAUUUUCUGCACAAAAUUAUCCAACAUUCCAAUAAAAUAUUUCAGAAAACCUGUCAGAAUUGAUGAAAAAUGUCAAUUGAUAUUUUGCAGCUGAUGUCAUCAACAUUCCCUGGGGGUUUGAAGCUAACUAGAGGCACUGCUCUGUCUUAAGCAAGUUAACUGAUUGACUGAAUUGACUUAUCUGAAAAUAGAACAGGAGAGCUGAUUUGUGCUGUUAAGUCUUUCUCAAAUGACAUUAGUCACCAGUUAGCUAACAUUAGCCAACAGUUUUUCAGUUAGUCACUCACACUUGUAAAUGGACCAUGAAUGCUUGUAUUGACCACAGGCUCACACAAAUGUUUGUCUAAAUCAGUUUUGUAGUGUUUCUUGUUCUCAGACAAUCUAAAAAGUAUUUGGCAGUGUUUGCUAAUGUGUGCAUUGCAUUUGUAACUGCAGAACAUUCAGCCAUAAACAUAGAUGCAGUGCAUCCCCAGCGUGAUGUCACUGCAAAUUAUCAAUUCUAUUUCAAGUGUGUAUAAUUUAGUUCAUAAUUUUUUCAUUUCUGUUGCAGUAUGUUGUGCCUUGACUUCAGUUUACAAUGACUCCUAAUGUAGGCUUAUAUUCCCUGUAGUACUGUCUGACCUACUGUUCUCCUCUACACAUUUUAUUCCUCCAUUUUUCUGCUUAGCACCUGUCAAUUCAGUAUAGUGAUUAUUAAUGAGACGAUAUCUAAUUCAGAAAAAAAGGUUAGUGUUUUUGGUAAAUAUUAAAUGCUUAAAGUCCAUUUAUGGUUUAAUUUAAAUAAAACUAGAGAUCACCUGCAGUUGUAUGACUUUACUCUCAUUGUGUUGCAUACAUACUUUGUACAUUGAAUUCUGAUCAUGUAUUAAAAUGCUCAACUUUG
Molecule: messenger RNA, 2511 nt
Organism: Boleophthalmus pectinirostris (great blue-spotted mudskipper)
Lineage: Eukaryota; Metazoa; Chordata; Actinopteri; Gobiiformes; Gobiidae
Product: guanine nucleotide-binding protein G(i) subunit alpha-2-like
Exons: 10
Coding region: 182-1249 (355 amino acids)
Biological process (GO): gamma-aminobutyric acid signaling pathway; adenylate cyclase-modulating G protein-coupled receptor signaling pathway
Cellular component (GO): heterotrimeric G-protein complex
Molecular function (GO): GTP binding; G protein-coupled receptor binding; G-protein beta/gamma-subunit complex binding
Source: RefSeq, a predicted model, not a curated record